Molecule: messenger RNA, 921 nt
Organism: Aspergillus affinis
Lineage: Eukaryota; Fungi; Ascomycota; Eurotiomycetes; Eurotiales; Aspergillaceae
Exons: 4
Coding region: 1-921 (306 amino acids)
Source: RefSeq, a predicted model, not a curated record
AUGACACACCACUUGCUCUCCUUUCAGCGAUUCUGCGGCGUGACCAAGGAGCUCCCCGGCGAUGAACCCGUUAAGCACCUUGUCACCGGAGAUCUCAGAGUAGAGGAUGAAAAAUGCAGCAAAAAUGGUACCCUCGCACGGGUUCUGGGCUACUACGAAGGCUGGGGCACUCGGCGAGUCUGCAAUGAUAAGACCUGGCCCGAGUGGAUCCCACUGGAUGUCUACAGCCACGUCAACUUUGCUUACGCUACCAUUGACCCCGAAACCUACGAGGUGCUACACGGGUCCGAUGAGGCCUGGAAUCAGGCACUUGCCAAACUUCACCGCCACAUUCACUGCACCAUACAGCAUGAUGCCAUACAAUACGAGCGUGAUCCAGAACAGAUCAGAGAUGAACAUAAUGACUACGGCUUUCCACGGUUCUCCUUUUGCUUGAUGAUCGACGAUCAUGCCAUUGGGUCGAUUUUGGCGAGUUCGGAGCCUUCUCAGGACCCUAGAGAUCGGACCCCUAAACAGCCCGGAUACGUGAUCGUCAUCGAUCGCUCAUUUCCUGAUAAAGGGGGGCUUAGGCACGAGCAUUACAAUGUGGGUUGGAUGAGAUUGGCUAUGGGUGGGAUCUGGAGGGUAUGGCAGAUUGCGUCUACGUACGACGACUUGGAGUUUGGGGACGUUUAUCCCUAUAUAGGGAGGCUAGGCUUGAUCCCGUAUCAUGAUGGCCAUUGGAAAUGGGUAGAGGAUGUGAAUGGACAGGAGGUGAAGAAUGUUUCUCAUUCAGAGAAUGAAGAGGAGGAGGAGGAGGAGGAGGAGGAGGAGGAGGAGGAGGAUGAUGAUGAAAAAGAUGAUGAGGACGGUUAUACCGAGAAAGGUGGUUAUCCUUUCCAUGACAUUUAUGAAUAUCUAAGGGAAGGGGGGCAUAUUUGA